UACAUCCAAUAUGGCGGCCAGCAAACGAGUGCUUUAUGUCGGUGGCUUGGCGGAGGAGGUGGAUGAAAAGGUGUUGCAUGCUGCUUUCAUUCCCUUUGGAGACAUCAUAGACAUCCAGAUACCUCUAGACUAUGAAACGGAAAAGCACAGAGGAUUUGCAUUCAUUGAGUUUGAGCUGCCAGAGGAUGCCGCAGCAGCCAUUGAUAACAUGAACGAGUCUGAGCUUUUUGGACGGACCAUCCGUGUCAACAUCGCUAAGCCCAUGAGAAUCAAAGAGGGUUCUUCUCGACCUGUGUGGUCGGAUGACGACUGGCUGAAAAAGUUCUCAGGGAAAACUGUGGAGGAAGCUGAGGCAGAGGCAGCAUCAGGAGAGGCAGCCACCACAACACAGGAGGGUGAGCCACCAGCUAAAAAGGGCAGAGUAAAUCCACAGGUCUACAUGGAUAUAAAGAUCGGAAACAAGCCAGCAGGAAGACUGCGCUUCCUCCUCCGGGCCGACAUUGUUCCAAUGACAGUAGAGAACUUCCGCUGCUUAUGCACACAUGAAAAGGGCUUUGGCUACAAGGGCAGCAGCUUCCAUCGCAUUAUCCCUCAGUUCAUGUGCCAAGGAGGAGACUUCACCAACCACAACGGCACCGGAGGCAAGUCGAUCUACGGUCGAAAGUUUGAUGACGAGAACUUCGUCCUCAAACACACAGCUCCAGGCCAGCUCUCCAUGGCUAACUCUGGACCAAACACAAAUGGCUCUCAGUUCUUCAUCACAACGGACAAAACUGACUGGCUGGAUGGGAAACACGUGGUGUUCGGAGAUCUGGUGGAGGGGCUAGAUGUGUUACGUGCAAUGGAAGCUCAGGGGACGAAGGAUGGCAAGCCAAAACAGAAAGUGAUCAUCUCAGACUGUGGGGAAUAUGUCUGAUCAAGUUAUACACUCUGUUUGUUUGUCUCUGAGAUGCCGAUGUUUUUCUACAACCAAGAGUUUUCAUGGCCAUUCUAUUUCGUUAACAGCCUCCUCUGUUGUCAUGUAAAUAUUUCAGUAAACUCAUUUUUUAAAAUAAAAUCAAAACUGAAUAAACAUUUUUAAGCAAAUGGUGGCUACGCACUCUAUGAAUGCUUGGGUUG
This is a messenger RNA of Cyprinodon variegatus (sheepshead minnow), 1119 nucleotides long. It is a transcript of the gene ppie, whose product is annotated as peptidylprolyl isomerase E (cyclophilin E). Gene Ontology annotation, molecular function: RNA binding; peptidyl-prolyl cis-trans isomerase activity. The transcript has 10 exons. Lineage: Eukaryota; Metazoa; Chordata; Actinopteri; Cyprinodontiformes; Cyprinodontidae. Gene Ontology annotation, biological process: protein folding; protein peptidyl-prolyl isomerization. The record is from RefSeq and is a predicted model, not a curated record. Gene Ontology annotation, cellular component: intracellular membrane-bounded organelle. The coding region runs from base 11 to 916 and encodes 301 amino acids.